Messenger RNA from Racocetra fulgida, 229 nucleotides. The record is from the annotation of a GenBank genome assembly. Lineage: Eukaryota; Fungi; Glomeromycota; Glomeromycetes; Diversisporales; Gigasporaceae.
AUGUCAGGAAUCAAAGUUCAAUUCAUGACAGGUCAAGAAACGCAACCAAUUCCGUUACUCACAAUCGUCGAAAACCUUCCAAUCACUGAUUCUCAAUUCAAUUUUAACGUACCAUCUGUUAAAGAAUUGGGUUACCCCCCUGGAAAAUUUUAUUUCUUGAUGUUUUCGGAUCCUAGUAAACCUGAUAAAGGUGGCGUUAGUUGGAGUCCUAAAUUUACGGUACUUGAAG